AUCCUCAUCCGAGCCACCGUGUUAGCCCCCUUCACCUCCCGCCUGGCCAACAUCGAGUGCGUGCCCACCGUCAUCCGGGAGGGCAGGUGCUCACUGGUCACCUCCUUCGGUGUCUUUAAGUACAUGGCCCUGUACAGCCUGGUGCAGUUCGUGUCUGUCCUCCUCCUCUACACGAUCAACACCAACCUGAGCGAUUUCCAAUUCCUCUUCUUCGACCUGAUCAUCACCACCACCGUGGCUGUGCUGAUGGGUCGGACGGGUCCUGCGCAGGACCUGGGAGUGGAACGUCCCCAAGGGGCGUUGAUCAGCGUCCUCGUGCUGGGCAGCCUGCUCCUCCAAACGGCUUUGCUCAUCACCAUCCAAGUCAUCAGCUACUUCAUCACCAUCUCGCAGAGCUGGUACGUGCCGCUGAACAGCACGGUGACGGCUCCCCAAAACCUGCCCAACUACGAGAACACGGUCCUCUUCUGCGUCACUGUGCUGUUCUUGGUAGUCCUCAUCCUCCUCUUUGGCCUCAUGAUCUGGUUGACCCUCUACCCCAUGGGCUUCCCCAAAACGCUGCUGAAGCUGAAGGGCAUCGACGACUUGAAUUUCAAGCUGCUGCUGCUGG
Messenger RNA from Apaloderma vittatum (bar-tailed trogon), 610 nucleotides. Its product is annotated as probable cation-transporting ATPase 13A2. The record is from RefSeq and is a predicted model, not a curated record. Gene Ontology annotation, biological process: regulation of mitochondrion organization; regulation of autophagosome size; intracellular calcium ion homeostasis. The transcript has 6 exons. The annotation marks the transcript as partial. Gene Ontology annotation, cellular component: membrane. Gene Ontology annotation, molecular function: P-type transmembrane transporter activity. NCBI's taxonomy places the organism in Eukaryota, Metazoa, Chordata, Aves, Trogoniformes, Trogonidae.